UUAUUUCGCUAUAUUUGCGGUCGUGUCUUCGGUGGUUGUCCUCGAGGGACAUUUUUGCGGCGCGGUGCGCUGUACUUGUCUCGUUAAACCCUAAUUAAUUUCGCCGCUUAAGUCGAACAAGAUACAAUAAAUACGCUAUACAAUUUAAAUAAACAAUUGUUUAUAAUUUUAAAAAUGUCUUGUAAGAGUGGAGAUCCAUACUUAGAUCUCGUUGUAAAUACUUGGCUAAAACACGAUAAGAAUCCAACAACCUACCAAGAAGUUUUGGACUACAUAGAGAAAUCACAAUGGGGCAAGUUGAAGGAGAUUAUGCAUGGCCGACAGAAGUUUGGCACAGCUGGACUUCGUGGGCGUAUGGGUGCUGGCUACCGCUGCAUGAAUGAUGUGGUGGUGCUACAGACUGCACAGGGACUCUGCUCGUACCUUCAAAAGGAAUGUAGUCAAAGUCAACUACAAAAUGGCAUUGUAGUGGGAUAUGAUGGGCGAUACAGUAGCAAACGAUUUGCCGAACUGACUGCGAAAGUAUUUAUAACAGCAAACAUCCCCGUGAACAUAUUCUCAGUUGUAUGUCCUACACCAUUCGUGUCAUUUGCAACGAUUCUAUACGAGGCCGCAGCCGGCGUUAUGGUGACGGCAUCUCACAACCCCAAGGAGGAUAAUGGUUACAAAGUAUAUUGGGGAAAUGGAUCCCAGAUCAUCACGCCACACGAUGAUGAAAUUCUCGACGAGAUACUGCAUUGCUUAGAAAUUCCAGAUGAUCACUGGAACAUAGACGAAAUCAGAUCCCACGAGCUUGUAAAAGAUUGUCAAAAAGAAGUAACAUCCAAAUAUAUGGAAUAUAUCCAUGAAAUUUUACCGCAGAAGCUUCUAGAUGUAAAUAAGAAGGCCAACAUCGAUACCAUAUACAGUGCCAUGCAUGGAGUGGGCUAUAAUUAUGUAGUAGAAGCAUUUGAAACCGCCAACUUGAAGGUUCCAAUAAGUGUGAAAGAACAACAAGAUCCGGAUCCUGACUUCUCAACAGUGACGUUCCCGAACCCUGAGGAAGUAGAAUGCCUAAAACUGAGCCAGAGGCUUGCCGAGCAGCGCGGCGUGCGGCUAGUGCUUGUGAACGACCCGGACGCUGAUAGACUCGCCGUCGCCGAAUAUAAUCUCAGUACCAAGGAAUGGAAAGUUUUCACCGGCAACGAGAUGGGUGCUUUACUAGGCUGGUGGCUUUUACACCUGCAUUCUUCUAGUGGGUCAGAUGAAAAAGUUUACAUGAUCGCCAGCAUCGUCAGCUCUAAGAUGCUGCGGACCAUUGUCCAAGACAAAGGCUACUUUGUUGAGACUUUAACUGGAUUUAAAUGGAUGGGUAAUACAACACUGCUUCUUUUGGAAGAAGGCAAGCUUCCACUAUUCGCAUUUGAAGAAGCGAUCGGCUAUAUGUGCCAUCCGCGCGUGCCGGACAAAGAUGGCAUCUCCGCCGCUGUUCAAGUAGCUUCGCUAGCGUCCCACCUGUACACCAAUGGCUCCUGCCUAGUAGACCAACUACAAGCUCUUUACAAAGAAUUCGGCUAUCACGUAUCUCACAACGCGUACUUUAUCUGUCAUGAGCCCGCGACUAUACACAAGAUCUUCAGACGGAUCCGGAAUUACGGUGGACCGGGAGUUUACCCAAAGCACGUAGCUGGUUACGAAAUCGUUUACGUUAAUGACUUGACAGCUGGCGUCAAAUAUCCAGAACAGUCUGCUACUGGAGAUGCGCUUCAUUUGAACGUACUAGGCACGGGCUUAGACCGUGACUACACGAGUGGUGAGAUGAUAAUGCUGCGCUGCAGCAACGGACUCGGCGUCACCAUCCGCACAAGCGGCACCGAGCCCAAGAUCAAGUACUACACCGAACUCAUUUGUAACGCUCCUACCUGCAAGAGCCAAGCAGACACAAAAGCAAAGCUGGAAAAGAUGGUGGAGGAGUUCAUCGACGAGUUACUCCAGCCCAAAGAGAACGGUUUAAAAUAAGAUUUUUUUUUUUAUUUAUUUGCUACUGCGGGCGCACACUUAAUUU
Messenger RNA from Hyposmocoma kahamanoa, 2044 nucleotides. RefSeq names its product glucose 1,6-bisphosphate synthase (gene Pgm2a). Gene Ontology annotation, molecular function: magnesium ion binding; phosphopentomutase activity. The coding region runs from base 175 to 1998 and encodes 607 amino acids. Gene Ontology annotation, biological process: carbohydrate metabolic process; purine ribonucleoside salvage. Lineage: Eukaryota; Metazoa; Arthropoda; Insecta; Lepidoptera; Cosmopterigidae. The record is from RefSeq and is a predicted model, not a curated record. The transcript has 12 exons.